Messenger RNA from Corticium candelabrum, 1290 nucleotides. RefSeq names its product coiled-coil domain-containing protein 50-like. NCBI's taxonomy places the organism in Eukaryota, Metazoa, Porifera, Homoscleromorpha, Homosclerophorida, Plakinidae. The transcript has 9 exons. Bases 44 to 1132 code for a protein of 362 amino acids. The record is from RefSeq and is a predicted model, not a curated record.
ACUGCGCAUGCGUUGAAAGGCGUAGCUCUUCUCUCUUCUCAUCAUGAGCGAGAGCGACCACAUUGAGUCAGGCGAAGAAGGGCACGUCGAAUCAGUUCGCAAAGAGUUUGCAGUCAAAGAAGAUGGCGUGCUGGCUUAUCGUUUACAAGAACGAGAAAUUGAAGAUUUCUACAGUGAAAAUGUUCGUCGCAACAGAAGUAUGAGAGAAGACGUGAGAAUUGCCAAACAAUUGGAACGUGAAGACAAAUCUAUAGCAGCUGUUUCUCGAGAAAUAGAAAUGAAAGACAGAGAAGUGGCACAGGCAGUUCAAGUACAAUUGAUGAGGCAGGAGUCACAGAUUGCUGAUGAACAAAAGAAUGAUGAAGAAAUCGCUCGGCAGCUGCAGCUGAAGGAAGAACGGAAACUGGAGAGAAGGAAACAGAAGCAAGAACAAGAGGAAAUGCUUAGCAAAAUGCAACCUAUUGGACUUCCUAUUGGUGUUGGUGCAUUUGUUGAACUUCCUCCUAUCUCUGGGGAGGUUGAUAUUAAUGAUGCAAGAUUGGCUCAAGAAGUUCAAGACUCAGAAUAUGCACAAGUGAUGAAUGGUCAGGAAGAAAUUGACAGGAAGAUAGCAAUAGAACAGCAAGACGAGGAGCUUGCUCGUCAUCUCCAACAGAAGGAAAAAGACAAAGCAAGAAAAAGGGAGCAAAAACUAUUGCAACAGAGAGAAGAAAUGAUGAGAUUGCAACAACAACAUCACGUACAGCAGCAACAACCACUGAAUGCUCUUCAUUCCAAUCAACAGCUCCAACAAGCACCACAGACAUUGCAGACUGCCAGUCAUGUCACUCAGCAUCAGAGAACUACUCAACAGCAACCAGCACCUUUAGUGGCUUCUAGCUCUCCCAACACAGCCAGGAAGCAAUCACUUCCAGGAAAUCAAACACAGCCACAUGAAGCAGCUGGGAGGUCAGCAACAACGCGUAGUGCUUCAGCAACUGAACUGGCUCACACGUCACCAGAACAGCAAGAUUCCGCAUCCUCUACUGUAUUUACUUACAAUACAACUUUAUCAGGGCAGAAAGAGGGGAUGUCUGAUGUCCAACUGCUAGCAAAACGCAACUACAAGAGGGGAAGUAGCAAGAAGAAAUGACAGAGUGAAGUGAGUAUAUAUCAUUCCUGCAAUACAUUUAGGCGUUGAGUGUAACAAAAAUCACUCUAUGAAUUGCAUUAAUUUUUGACUAUUAAUUAGUAGUGACGACGGCAUCUUGUAAAAUGGUAUUUGCAAUGACACGUAUACAAUUACGUUCA